CUCCCCCACCUUUACCCAAUUCAUCACCAAUAUCCCCCCUAUCUCUCUCCUCAAAACAAAGAAAAAUAGAGAGAGAGAGAGAGAGCACAAACAUGGGUUUGCCCAGAUCCUUCGUCUCCAUGGCCGUCCUCCUAUUUUUCACUCUCUUCGUGCUCUCAUCGGCGCUAGACAUGUCGAUCGUCAACUACAACGAAAAGCACGGCGACAAAUCGAGUUCGAGGACCGACGAGGAAGUGAUGGGUCUGUACGAGUCGUGGCUAGUCAAACACGGCAAGUCCUACAACACCAUCGGAGAAAAAGAGAAGAGGUUUCAGAUCUUCAAGGACAACCUCAGGUUCAUCGACGAGCACAACGCCGAGAACCGGACCUACAAGGUGGGUCUGAACCGUUUCGCUGACCUAACCAACGAGGAGUACCGGUCCAUGUAUUUGGGAGCAAGGUCUGGGUCUAGGAAGAGACUUUCGGCUCCCAAGAAGAGCGAUCGCUAUCUUCCCCGCGUCGGCGAGUCCUUGCCGGCGUCCGUCGAUUGGAGAGAGAAAGGUGCCGUCGUUGCUGUCAAGGACCAGGGGAGCUGUGGGAGUUGCUGGGCAUUUUCAACAAUUGCUGCCGUGGAAGGAAUCAACCAAAUAGUGACAGGCAAUUUGAUCUCGCUAUCAGAGCAAGAGCUGGUAGACUGCGACACAUCUUACAAUGAAGGGUGCAAUGGCGGUCUCAUGGACUAUGCCUUUGAGUUCAUCAUCAACAAUGGUGGCAUUGAUUCUGAGGACGAUUACCCUUACCAAGCUAGAGAUGGUAGAUGUGACCAAUACAGGAAAAAUGCCAGGGUUGUUUCCAUUGAUGAUUAUGAAGAUGUUCCUGAGAACAAUGAAAAGGCCUUGCAGAAGGCUGUUGCAAAUCAGCCUGUGAGUGUUGCCAUUGAAGCCGGUGGCAUGGCCUUCCAACUCUAUGACUCGGGCAUAUUCACCGGAAAAUGCGGGACAGCGCUAGACCAUGGUGUUACUGCUGUUGGAUAUGGUACAGAAAACGGUGUGGAUUACUGGAUUGUGAAGAACUCGUGGGGCGCAAGCUGGGGAGAGAGGGGCUACAUCAGGAUGGAGCGUAAUUCUGUUCGCACAGGCAAAUGCGGAAUUGCAGUUGAGCCUUCUUACCCUAUCAAGAUCGGUCAAAAUCCCCCCAACCCCGGCCCAUCUCCUCCAUCCCCAAUAAAGCCUCCAACCGUUUGUGACGAUUACUAUGCUUGCCCUGAGAGCACCACAUGCUGCUGUGUCUAUGAAUACGCCAACUAUUGCUUUUCUUGGGGAUGCUGCCCACUCGAGGGCGCCACAUGCUGUGAAGACUAUUCUAGUUGCUGCCCCCACGAUUAUCCCAUAUGCAACAUUUACUCAGGCACUUGCCGAAUGAGCAAGGACAACCCGUUGGGAGUGAAGGCAAUGAAGCGCAUUCAGGCUAAGCCUCACUGGGCCUAUGUGACUGGUGGAAAGAAGAGCAGCAGUUCUUAGGGGAAGCUUUGGAGCUUUUGAGCAGCGGAUAGAGGAGAGCAGCGGGAGGUUGAAAGGAUUGCAUAUCGUAUAUGCUUUCAUAGUCUCUCUUCUGGAAUAAUUAUUUUCAGCACACUUCAUUUCCAAUUGGAUGGAUAGUCAAUCAGUGAUUAUUCAUAUGCUUAUCAUGUAUAUAAUGAUAUGAAAUGCUUUACAUUUCUGAUUCUCUGUUGGAUAUGAACCAACAAACAGUUUAUUUCAGUUUCCAGUUUCUGCUGAUUUAUGUACAUACUGCUUUAAAUUCCAGUAAUUGUUGUAAGGGUGGAUUUCAUGAAAUACUUUAUCCUCCUAAUGCUGCCUGUACUUCAUAUGAUGGUAAUAGCAUUUGUGUUUUGUUGUUGUUCAAGUUA
Messenger RNA from Camellia sinensis, 1888 nucleotides. RefSeq names its product cysteine proteinase mucunain. Gene Ontology annotation, biological process: proteolysis. Gene Ontology annotation, molecular function: cysteine-type peptidase activity. NCBI's taxonomy places the organism in Eukaryota, Viridiplantae, Streptophyta, Magnoliopsida, Ericales, Theaceae. The record is from RefSeq and is a predicted model, not a curated record.